Molecule: messenger RNA, 603 nt
Organism: Pyrenophora tritici-repentis Pt-1C-BFP
Lineage: Eukaryota; Fungi; Ascomycota; Dothideomycetes; Pleosporales; Pleosporaceae
Product: Zn-clus domain containing protein
Biological process (GO): regulation of DNA-templated transcription
Molecular function (GO): DNA-binding transcription factor activity, RNA polymerase II-specific; zinc ion binding
Source: RefSeq, a predicted model, not a curated record
AUGUAUACCUCUGGACCCUGCUCGGUUCACAUCCCUAGUAUCCCGGCGGCCAUGCGUCCCCUCAGACCCCUUCUUCCUUCUGCUACACGGCCACGCAACGAGCCCCUUCCUCUAUUACCCCGCGAGCGCGUCGCAUCUGCAUGCGAUCAGUGUCGAGCCCGAAAAAUCAAAUGUAACGGCAAGAGGCCUGUGUGUCUUGAAUGCGUCAGGCGCUCAACAUCCUGCCACUAUGCCGCUCGAUCGACCGAGACACAGGGACAAGCCCUGAAGCGAAAGUACGAUGCGCUACAGUCUGAGAACGAGGCAUAUGCCGAGUUGUUCAGCCUGAUCCGUACCAGGCCAGAUAACGAAUCCUUUGAGAUUCUCCGUCGUAUCAAACUGGGUACUGACGUCCGCGAUAUCCUCAAGCAUAUCAAGGAAGCGGAUCUGCUUAUUCAACUCAACCUGAGACCGCAGAACAGGUUCAGAUACACACUUCCCUUCAUGUCUACCAUGUCUGCGCGUAUCUCUCAUCCGGAGAACUUGUACUACGCUCCAUCUCCAUCCGAGUCGCCGCCUGAGCCACUUAAUCAGGCGACCGAGGGAUCCGCUGAGCUGCAUUGA